Stylophora pistillata is the source of this 4197-nucleotide messenger RNA. RefSeq lists its product as uncharacterized. The record is from RefSeq and is a predicted model, not a curated record. NCBI's taxonomy places the organism in Eukaryota, Metazoa, Cnidaria, Anthozoa, Scleractinia, Pocilloporidae.
AUGUUACAAUGNAGCUGUGUCAACCCGCUCGCCCCUCCGUUCAUCCCUAGAAGCGAACCUACACCAGCCUCCAAGCCCUUGAUACCGAAGCCCGCAAUUACUUCGCAUCUCCAGGAUAGUGGUGUCGACACAACUCUUCAGCAGAUAGUCAGCUUACAAGCGAAGCAAACAGAGUUAAGUUCGUUACUUAUCAAUCAGCAACAAAUAAACCACCUUCCCGUAAAGGAGCCGCCAGUUUUCACUGGAGACUACUUGGAAUAUCCAGCCUUCGUGACUGCCUUCGAUGCUAUAAUCUCCAAGAGUGUGCUUUCGAACAGAGAUUGACUCUUUUUCAAAAAACUGCCCUCUUACUCUGCAGUAAAAUGGUGGCGGCACGCCCAUGAAGUACAGACGAAGCUUAUGAAGAUUGUCACCUCUAGCGACUUCACGAAAUUUGUCAUGGAAGAAGCAGAGCUAGCGAACGACCCUAUUUUCUCGCUGGAUGCCUUAAAGGCAGAGAAGAAAAAAAACAAUUCCCAGACGAGCGGAUCAAGCCAGCCAAGCUUGCCCCCUUUGCAACGGUCAGCACGCCCUCGUAAAUGCAGCAAGUUUCUGAAGAGUUCGGUAGAUGAGCGCAGUGAAAUCAUUCGCAGCAAGAGCCUAUGCUUCGGAUGUUUUAAAUCUGGUCACGUGUCUUCAGGAUGUCGGAACCGAUCUACUUGUAAAGAAUGUGGAAGACAUCACCAUACACUACUACACGGCGUGAAGCCAAGGUCUAUACCAAGCAGGCAGCCCAACCCCAUGGCACAUGAAAACCAGCAAUCCUCAAACAAGAAAGAAACGCCCAUUGAGAAACUGCCAGUCAAGAAAUCUGCCAGCUCUAAUCUCAUCAGUGUAGCGCACAGCUCAGCUGGAGAAUCCGCCAGUUUAAUUACCCAUUGCAGAAUCGUCCAAGUCAUUCUCUUCCACAAGAACGAUCCGUUAAAGACCAUUAAAGUUUAUGCGCUCUUAGACGAUGCAAACGACACAACCUUUGUUACCACCCAAGUACAGCGCGAACUCGGUAUUGAAGGCGUUGAAACCAGUUUGGACUUAAGCACAAUGCUUGGUCGAGAAAGGUGGAGUAUCGUGGGACCAGUUGCGACGUUAGGCACUCCGUCGGAAGACUACACCCUAGAAUCUUCAUGUCAUUGCAUUUUGUCCAGAGAAGUUGUUUCUGGUACUGACGACAGCCAGUUAAGUUUCAUUUUCAACGGAAAAACAAAGGAGGUGAUAAAUCCAUCUGCGAUCAAUCAGAUGUUUGAACUCGAUUUUGUGGAACACAAGUCUAACAAAUCGAGACACGGACUGUCCAAAGAAGACAGAAAAUUUCUUGAGAUAGCCGAACGAGGGAUUCACCGGUGUGAUAACGGCCAUUACGAACUUCCGCUACCUCUGAAAGACGAAAAAAUCGAGCUCCCUAACAACAGAUCCACUGCGCUUCACCGAUUAAGUCAGCUUAAAAGACGACUCGAGGCUAAAAACAGUCAGAAGUACAAGGCGGACUAUGUCGAACUUAUGCGGACAAUAAUAGCCGAUGGAUACGCCGAAAGAGUGCCGAAGUUAUCUGAAUCGAACCAUACACCUGACGACCAAGUUGCUAGGAAACGCAAUGUUUGGUACAUUCCGCACCACGGCGUCUACCACCGCAAAAAACCGAACAAAAUCCGUGUGGUUUUUGAUUGUGCUGCUGUGCAUGAAGGCGAGUCACUAAACAAGCACCUGCUUCAAGGCCCUGACUUGACGAAUAAUUUGACUGGGGUUCUGUGCAGGUUUCGACAGGAGCACAUGUGCAACAUAGAAGCCAUGUUCCACCAGUCUACGGCUAACGAUUUUGAAGAAGAGUUUGGAGCUACGGCCGCAGAUUUCGUUCGUAAUGACUUCUAUGUCGACGACGGCCUCAAGUCCGUUUCAUCGGUUGAUGAUGCAGUACAGUUGGUAAAAAGUGCGAAGCACAUGUGCAAAAGAGGAGGUUUCCGUCUGCACAAGUUUGUAUCUAACAACAAAGAAGUCAUCAGAAAAAUCCCAGAGUCAGACAGAGCAGACGGCGUGAAGGAGUUAGAUUUAGACCUCGAUUCGCUUCCCUUAGAGCGUGCUCUCGGUGUUCACUGCAUCGAAUCAGACUGCUUUCAAUUCACCAUCAUGCUACAGGACAGGCCUUGCACAAGACGAGGGAUUCUCUCCACUGUCAGCUCAGUUUUCGACCCACUCGGAUUCGUUGCUCCACUGUUGUUGGAUGGGAAGUCGAUUCUCCACGAGUUGUGUCGCCAUGAAGUUGGCUGGGAUGACCCAAUACCAGACGACAUCAAGGUAAAGUGGGAAAAUUGGAGAGCAGAUUUACUGCAGGUGCAGCGCUUUUCUAUUCCCAGAUGCUACAAACCUGAAAACUUCGGUCGCGUAGUAAAUGUGCAACUUCAUCAUUUCUCGGACGCGAGCGUCAAAGGCUAUGGCCAGUGUAGUUACUUGCGACUUGUAGACGAAAAUCAGAGAAUCCAUUGUGCCUUCGUCAUGGGAAAGUCCAGGGUAGCACCGUUGAAGCCUGUAACCAUACCUAGACUUGAGCUUACCACCGCUGUAUGCUCAGUGAGAAUCAGCGAACAGCUACGUCGAGAAUUAGAGUAUCAUAUCGAUCAGGAGUACUUCUGGACGGACAGCAAGGUGGUGCUUGGAUACAUAAGGAAUGAGAGUAGGCGAUUUCACGUGUUUGUUUCCAACAGAGUCCAAGACAUUCAAGACAACACCUCUGUCGAUCAGUGGAGGUACAUUGAAUCAAAACAGAAUCCAGCAGACGAAGCAUCGCGAGGCAUGAAAGCACAAGAGAUACUAGAUUCCCGAUGGAUCACUGGACCACCAUUUAUUUGGGAGAAAGAAACACAGUGGCCUACCAGCAACGAAGAUCACAACCUUCACGAUAGUGAUCCAGAAGUAAAGUCUGUCGCCAUGGCAACCGCCCAGGCAGCCACAGAGAAGUUAACAGAGAAGUUAACCCUUGCAGAGAGAAUGGAAUAUUUUCUGACUGAGCACGUACACAAGAAACAUGGUAACAACGAAGAACUUCAAGAAGUUAAGGUCGAAGACUUGGAAAGCGCAGAGCGCGCAAUAAUUCGUGCAGUACAGUUAAAGGCCUUUAAAGAAGAAAUAGCAACUUUGAGGAACAUGAAGCAAGAAAACACUGACAAAGAAAGUAGAGUUUUCACACGGCAAAGAAAAACGAGCAUGAAAACAGGUAGUUCGCUUUACAAGCUUGAUCCAUUUGUAGAUGUUAACAGAAUUUUGCGAGUUGGUGGACGUCUUAGGCGGGCAACCCUAGUUGAUGACAUCAAGUUCCCCAUCAUACUUCCGCGAGACAGUCAUGUUACCCACCUGGUCGCUAAACAUUAUCACCAAUGCAUACAUCACCAAGGCAAGGGAAUGACCUUAAAUGAAAUACGCUCGAAUGGUUUUUGGAUACUCAGAGGUUCAUCGAUAGUCACCAACUUGAUUUCGUCUUGCGUCAAGUGCCAGAAACUCCGCGGUUCAGUUCAAGAGCAAAGAAUGUCAGAUCUACCUGAGGACCGCCUUGAAUCCACACCACCUUUCACUUAUUGCGCCGUGCAUUACUUUGGGCCCUUCGCUGUUAAAAAUGGUCACACAGAGUUGAAACGCUAUGGUGUCCUCUUUACCUGCUUGGCGUCGAGAGCUAUACACCUUGAGAUCGCUAACUCGCUCGAGACGGACUCCUUCCUCAAUGCCUUGAGGAGAUUCAUUAGUCGCCGUGGUCCUAUCUGCCAGCUAAGGAGUGACCAGGGUACAAACUUCGUUGGAGCUCGUAAAGAACUUACCCAAGCGCUAGCUGAGAUGGACCAAGAGAAGUUAAAAACGACUCUACUAGAAGAACAGUGCGAUUGGUUUUCCUUCAAGAUGAACGUCCCGGCAGCGAGCCACAUGGGAGGAGCUUGGGAGCGCCAAAUUAGAUCCGUGUGUAACGUUCUCUCGUCACUAUUCCAGGAUAACGGGAAACAGCUAGACGACGAGUCUCUUAGAACCUUGAUGUGUGAAGCCGAAGCAAUAGUCAAUAGUCGCCCCUUGACAGUGAACCAACUUGCUGAUCCAGAUUCGCCAAGUCCUUUAACCCCUAACCAUCUCCUGACGAUGAAGUCAAAGGUUGUUUUUGCUCCGCCAGGCGCGUUCCAGCCAUGA